CUCCGCCCCCCCCCAUCAUCCUCCCAUCUUUCUCGUAAAACCUUCCGUCCUGCCGCCUUCGCUUCCGUUUUUUGCGGCGGCUCCGGCUAUCGAAACCCUAGAGGAUAGAGAGAGAAAGUAGAGCGGAUCCAUGGCAGAGAAGGCGGCAGCAGCGGCGGCGGUUAAGGUGAAUGGAUCGGUGGCGGAGAAGGAGGUGCCGCCGGCGAUCGGCGGGGCGACGAAUCCGAUGGUGACCGCGCUGCUUACGGACCUCUACCAGUUUACCAUGGCCUACGCCUACUGGAAGGCCGGGAAGCAUCAAGACCGGGCCGUGUUUGAUCUGUACUUCCGAAAGAACCCCUUCGGCGGUGAAUACACUGUAUUUGCUGGUUUGGAAGAAUGCAUCCGUUUUGUUGCCAAUUUCAAACUUGAGGAAGAGGAAAUCUCUUUCCUGCGCUCAGUCAUGCCUACAUGUGAGGAUGGGUUCUUUGAUUAUCUCAGGGAAGUUGACUGCUCCAAUGUUGAGGUGUGUGCUAUUCCUGAGGGUUCUGUUGUUUUCCCAAAGGUGCCCUUAAUGAGAGUUGAAGGACCAAUUGCUAUCGUUCAACUGCUUGAAACUCCAUUUGUAAAUCUUGUGAACUAUGCAUCAUUAGUUACUACAAAUGCUGCAAGACACCGACUUGUGGCAGGAAAGCCAAAAACUCUCCUUGAAUUUGGACUUCGACGAGCACAGGGGCCUGAUGGUGGAAUAAGUGCCUCAAAGUACAGCUAUAUUGGUGGAUUUGAUGCAACAAGCAAUGUUGCAGCUGGAAAAUUGUUUGGCAUACCACUUCGUGGAACCCAUUCACAUGCCUUUGUUAGCUCAUUCAUGAGCCCUGAUGAGAUCUUGGACAGAGCACUUCCUAGUCAUGAUGGCUCUAGUACUUGCAAGGAUUUUGUUAGUCUGGUGCAGGGCUGGCUUAGCAAACUCCAGCGGACAGAUUCAUUGCGUGGUGUUUUUGGUGAGACAAAUCAGAGUGAGCUGGCAGCGUUCACAUCAUAUGCAUUGGCAUUUCCGAAUGACUUCCUAGCCCUCGUAGACACUUACGAUGUUACAAAGAGUGGAAUUCCCAACUUUUGUGCAGUAGCUCUAGCACUUAAUGAUUUGGGGUAUAAAGCAUGUGGAAUUAGGUUGGACUCUGGUGAUCUAGCAUAUUUGUCAUUUGAAGGUCGAAAUUUUUUUCAUGCAAUAGAAAAGGAAUUUAAGGUAGCUGAUUUUGGAAAAAUGACAGUUACAGCUAGCAAUGACCUUAAUGAGGAAACACUUGAUGCCUUGAACAAGCAGGGGCAUGAGAUAGAUGCCUUUGGUAUUGGAACUAAUCUGGUGACAUGCUAUGCUCAACCAGCCCUUGGUUGUGUGUUCAAACUAGUUGAGAUAAAUAACCAGCCUCGCAUUAAACUAUCUGAGGAUGUUACAAAGGUCUCCAUACCAUGUAAGAAACGAAUUUUCAGAUUGUAUGGAAGGGAAGGCUAUGCAUUGGUAGACAUUAUGACCGGAGAAAAUGAACCACCUCCUAUGGUAGGAGAGCGUAUUCUGUGUCGUCAUCCAUUCAAUGAAUCUAAGAGAGCGUAUGUUGUGCCACAACGUGUGGAAGAGCUUCUGAAGUGUUACUGGCUGGGAAAUUCAAAUAAACCAAGAGAUGAACUACCUUCACUCAAGAAGAUCAGAGCUCGUUGUAUGCAACAGCUUGAACAAAUGCGACCUGAUCACAUGAGGAGGUUAAAUCCAACACCAUACAAGGUAAGCGUGAGCGGGAAGUUGUAUGACUUCAUUCAUUUUCUAUGGCUCAAUGAGGCGCCAGUUGGUGAAUUGCAGUGAUAUACACAUGCAUACAUACAUGUAUGUAUGUAAGUAUGUAUUUAUUCAGGUGAUAAGACCUCAAUCAUCUCAGAAGAAAGAGGAAUCUCAAAGUAUCGUAGGCCCAUAUUUAAUUAAUAUUAUAGUAAUUUUUUUGGGUAUUUAAGGUGUCUGUAUGAUAACAUUUUUCCUAUUCAUGGCUCAUUCUCAUUAAGUUUUGGAAUUCUAUUGUAUGGAUUUCUUUGGGAGUUUGAUUUAAAGAAACCACAACAAUGGAAGAUUGCUGGCACGUCAGAUGUAUUUUUAUAUCCAAUUUAUGAGGAGGUGCCUUUCUAAAUGUGGUUUGUAGAAUGUGUCAAUCUUGGAAUUGUUGGCUGGAUGUUGGCUUGCAGCGAAAUUAAUAUUAUGCUUGUACAUUAGUUGAAUAA
Messenger RNA from Elaeis guineensis (African oil palm), 2244 nucleotides. Its product is annotated as nicotinate phosphoribosyltransferase 1. Gene Ontology annotation, molecular function: nicotinate phosphoribosyltransferase activity. Gene Ontology annotation, biological process: NAD+ biosynthetic process via the salvage pathway. The record is from RefSeq and is a predicted model, not a curated record. Gene Ontology annotation, cellular component: cytosol. Lineage: Eukaryota; Viridiplantae; Streptophyta; Magnoliopsida; Arecales; Arecaceae.